This is a messenger RNA of Coffea eugenioides, 856 nucleotides long. RefSeq names its product putative 4-hydroxy-4-methyl-2-oxoglutarate aldolase 2. Lineage: Eukaryota; Viridiplantae; Streptophyta; Magnoliopsida; Gentianales; Rubiaceae. Gene Ontology annotation, biological process: regulation of RNA metabolic process. The record is from RefSeq and is a predicted model, not a curated record. The transcript is spliced from 2 exons. The coding region runs from base 168 to 668 and encodes 166 amino acids. Gene Ontology annotation, molecular function: ribonuclease inhibitor activity.
AUUUGACAUCACAAAUUCACAAUAAUUAGAGUCCCCUGAUCAUGUCCACAAUCAGCUGAUGAUCUUAGGACAUCUUCUCUCACCUCACUUGAUUCUCUGCUAUCCCAUCCUUCUCUCUCUAUACUCUGCAUUCUUUCUCCCAUUCCCUUCAAGGUGCUUGGAACAAAAUGGCACUUGUUACAACUGCUGAAGUCUGUGAUGCAAACCCACAGCUUAUCGUCAGUGGUGAGCUCCGGGCACUCCAGCCAAUCUUUCAGAUUUAUGGGAGGCGCCAAGUGUUCUCUGGGCCCAUUGUAACACUGAAAGUAUUUGAGGAUAAUGUUCUGGUGCGCGAAUUUCUAGAGGAGAAAGGUAAUGGCAGAGUUCUGGUUGUUGAUGGGGGUGGCAGUUUGAGAUGUGCAAUAUUGGGUGGUAACCCUGUGGUACAAGCUCAAAACAAUGGCUGGGCAGGUAUAGUGGUGAAUGGCUGUAUAAGAGAUGUUGAUGAAAUUAAUGGUUGUGAUAUUGGGGUAAGAGCUCUGGCUUCACAUCCAAUGAAAGCUAAUAAGAAGGGGAUUGGAGAGAAGCAUGUUCCUAUAACCAUUGGUGGGACACGGAUUUGUGAUGGGGAGUGGCUUUAUGCAGAUACUGAUGGGAUUCUGAUUUCCAGGGCAGAGCUGUCUGUUUGAUGAAUUUCAGGACUUGUUUUGCAGAACAUUCGUGCCUAGUUAGAUGUGGUUGAUGCUUUAUUUACAAACUUGCUUCUGGCGAGCUAAUGGAACUUCGUACACAACUGUAUGCUAAUUUUUCACUGGAAAAUCAGAUGAGUCUGUUAUUGUAUCAUCUACUUCUAUCAAAGUAUAAUUCUUUUCUUUUC